AUGAUUAUUUCAAAAAUCUUAUUUUCACUUUUAACUCUAUUAACUUUUUCAGUUGCCAAUGUGCUUCCAUUAUCAUAUUCUUAUCAACUGCAAUUACUUGACCAAAAAAAUUCAAAUGCAAAUUCAAAAUAUUUCAAUUUACUAAACUAUUUCAACAACGAUUACAACUCCAUCAAAAUCAGCCAAAUCCCAAUCAAGUCUCAAAAAUUCAUCCCAAACCAAAUCUCAAGAGACGACCGGGAAUCCUGGAUUCAAGAACAGAAAACUGUUUCUUUCAGAAACAUUUUAAACAACAUUGGUGGUUCUUUAACUAAUAUCUCCAAUCCGGAAAAUAAUGGUGUUUCUGUUGGUGCUGUUAUUGCUUCUCCCUCAAAGGUUCAUCCUGACUACUUUUACCAAUGGACAAGAGACGCCGCAAUCACAAUGCUAACCAUCUGUGACUAUCUCCAAGAUGACAACUUUCAGAACAUCUCUCUUAUUGAUCUAAUGGAAUCAUACAUCGACAACAACUACUACCUACAAAGACUAUCCAAUCCUUCAGGUGAUUUUGAUGAUUUAUCAGGUCUCGGUGAAGCAAAAUUCCACGUUAAUAACACUGCUUUCAUGGAACAUUGGGGCAGACCACAGAGAGAUGGUCCAGCUUUAAGAGCCAUCACCACUAUCAAAUAUAUCGAUCUCUUGAACAAAUUCAAUAAUGGUGAAAUUAAAACUGACGACAAAAUAUUCAACAGCACUGCUGACAUUUACAAUUUGAUCAUAAAACCAGAUUUGGAAUAUGUUGCCAAGUAUUGGAAUAAAAAAAGCUUUGAUUUAUGGGAAGAAAUCGACAGCUUCCAUUUUUUUACCUCAAUGGUUCAACUAAGAUCAUUAUACUCCGGUGCUCAAUUAGCUCUAAAAUUCAACGACAACCAGUUUUACUACUAUUUAAUGGAAAAUGCAAGAUCAUUAAAUGACUUUGUUGUUUUCAAAUCCGGAUACAAACAACCAUCAUUGGACCAUCUAGUCGAAACUCCUUCAUUAUACUUGUCAAAUCAUAGAAGUGGUUUAGAUUCUGCCAUCAUUAUUGCUUCAAUUUUGACUCAUGAUUUCGAUCUCGAUGUUAACCACUUGAUUCCAUUCGACAUCAACGACCCAUUGAUCCUUGGUACCUUGUAUGCUUUGAUCUCUGAUAUGAAGUAUCGUUAUGCCAUCAAUCAUAACCUGAUCAGCUUAAAUCUCGGUGUUGGAAUCGGUAGAUAUCCAGAAGAUAUUUAUGAUGGUACAGGAUUUGCAGAGGGCAACCCAUGGUUCUUAUCCACCUCAUAUGCUGCAGAGCUAUUUUAUAAGAUUGUUUACUCCUUUUUUAAUAACGCAGAGGACCUAAGAAUCAACCCAGCCAAUUUCAAAUUCUACAAAGAAAACAUUAUUAAUUUUAAUCAAGAAUCAAUUGAAAACGACAUUAUUUUACCAUUCAAAUCAAGUGCUUUUAAUGCAACAGUCUCCAAUUUGCUUUCCUACGCAGAUUCAUUUUUGGACGUCGUUCAUUCCCAUGUUUCUGAUGAAGGUUCAAUUAGCGAACAGUUUGAUAGAUACAGUGGAUAUAUGAAAGGUGCUUCUGAUUUGACAUGGAGCUAUGGAUCUCUUUGGAAUGCAUUUAGAUGGAGAGAAAAAGUUUUAGUUUUAUUUUAA
Messenger RNA from Ascoidea rubescens DSM 1968, 1668 nucleotides. Its product is annotated as glycoside hydrolase family 15 protein. Gene Ontology annotation, cellular component: fungal-type vacuole. The transcript has a single exon. The record is from RefSeq and is a predicted model, not a curated record. The coding region runs from base 1 to 1668 and encodes 555 amino acids. Gene Ontology annotation, biological process: polysaccharide metabolic process. Gene Ontology annotation, molecular function: glucan 1,4-alpha-glucosidase activity. NCBI's taxonomy places the organism in Eukaryota, Fungi, Ascomycota, Saccharomycetes, Ascoideales, Ascoideaceae.